This is a messenger RNA of Diutina rugosa, 1911 nucleotides long. RefSeq lists its product as uncharacterized. Bases 1 to 1911 code for a protein of 636 amino acids. The record is from RefSeq and is a predicted model, not a curated record. The transcript has a single exon. Lineage: Eukaryota; Fungi; Ascomycota; Pichiomycetes; Serinales; Debaryomycetaceae.
AUGGUCGCCAGCGGGGUCACCUUCGACGACCUCCCCUUCGAGAUCCAGCGCCACGUGUUCUCGUUGGUCGACGUGCCCCUGGUGUGUCGCUGCUACGUGGCGUGGGCUCCGCUGAGGGGAGCCGCCGCCGCCGCCGCCGAUAUCCUCGCCACCAGGGUCGUACCAGUCUCUCCUACUCUGCUACCGGGCUCGGAGGACGAUAUCGACUUUUCCCUACUAUCCCAGCUCCCCCCGUGUAAGGUUUCAGUUGCUGUUGCCUACGGCCGGUGGCAGGGGGUGGUUAAUCGCCUCAACUUGGUGCCCUCGUUCAAACUGCUUGACGUGGCCAUCACCGGCGCUUUGGACCCCCUCCGAGGAAACUUCCGCUUGCUCCGCCACCCUAUUAACGACCUAAGCCUCAGCCACCUCGCAAUUGGCGACUUUGACCUCCCUAAGACCCUAAAACUGUUGACGGUGCAGGCGUGUCGGGCGUCCCCGCUGUUUAUCGAGCGAUUGUCCCAUCUUGAAACCUUGGUUAUCCUGGGAAUGGAGGACCCUCCAGUGUUGCCCGAGCUGUUGGUGGACGUCACUCUUCCUAAAGACUGGGAACUUAGCCUUGGUGCUGGCGAACUACCCUAUUUAACCGCCACCAAUAAUGGCCUAAACGGGGGCCUCCGCUGGCAUCAGGUGACCAAGCUCACCGACUACUGCAUCCCCGACGUCCCCGAACUCCCCAGUUUGAAGCAUAUCGUCGUCAAAGACCGCCACGGUGCCGACACGUUCACUAGGUGCCACUGCCCCAAUCUCGAGACGGUGUGGAUAAGUCCUGGCCUCAGCCUCCACCCGGAUAACACCGACGUCCGGGUGCUCUUCACCGAGCCCCAGAUGGCCAAACUCACCCAUUUGACGGCGUUUGACUACCACAUAUCCGACGUUACUCCGUUCACCCUGCUUCGAAUGGUGCACAUGAAGUUGAAUCAGCCCCUCACGCAACUGCUACCGUUACCGCCGACUUUAUACGGGUUGCUGGUUGACACUACCCACCCCGUCGAGGGCGUCCCCCCGCAAAUAACGUCAUUGAGUGUGUUUCAUCCACAGCCAGACCCCCAGCGCCAUGCGGUAAUCGACGCCCCCAACGUCCGCCGAAUGAGCUGGAGCUACUCCCACAAUCUCACCCUCCACUGUCCCAAACUCACCGACUUGACAAUAUUGCUGGUGACGGGUAAGUUGGCGGUGGAGGCUCCCAAUCUUGUGAGUCUUGCGUUCAGUGGCUUUGCCCAGCACUACCCUUUGGAAAAGCACCCAUUGUUAGCAAAACUAUCCUACACUGGCACGGCGUGGCAGCACCUCGUGGUCCCGCACCGUUUGCGGCAAUUGACAUUGAUCGAGGUCGAGAUCCACACCCUUGAAGUCGAGGCGAAACACGUGUGGCUAGAGGACACUCUGAUCUCCGAGCGAGCGGCGAUUAAGGCCGACGUGGUCUACCUGGACACGGCAUUGGUUGCCGCCGCCCACCUCCUCUUAGAGUGCCGGGUGCUUGAGAUACCGUUCAUCCACCCACACAGCUGUGGUGGCGUCGAGCACCUCAUUCUAGAUACCAGCGACGACUACGGUGGGUGGAUCGACACCGGUUUCUUUACGCAGUUCACCAGACUCACCCACAUAAAUUUGCAGUCGCCAGCGCUCGACUGUCUGCAGCAGUUCCCUUUGGUGAUUCCGGCCACGGUGAAGUCAUUGGUGGUGGCGGACGCGACCACUGACGAGUUGUGGCUCCAGUUUGCCGACGAAACCCAGCUUGAGUAUUUGGAGAUAACCCACGGGGACGACGCCGAUGACGCCGCCGCCUACUAUACCCAACAGACGCUCGGGUUGACGGCGAUGCCGCCGUCAUUCUAUUGUCCGAGACUCAGAGGCGGCGUACUGACGAGCUAA